AUGUCAACACUCUCCACCAAGGCAGCUCUCAAUGGCAGCAGCGCGAUGGCUCCCACCUUCCUGCUGGUGGGCAUGCCUGGCCUGUCUGCUGUACCAUCCUGGUGGACAAUACCUCUUGUUGCUGUCUACCUCCUCUCUGCCCUGGGUAAUGGCACUGUCCUUUGGAUCAUUGCCCUGGAGCCCACACUACAUCGUCCAAUGCAUUUCUUCCUCUUCCUGCUCAGUAUGUCUGAUGUUGGUUUGACUACAGCCCUGAUGCCCACCUUGCUGGGCUUGGCCCUUGCUAAUGUUCAUGCUAUCCCUGCCUCCGCCUGCCUCUUACAGAUGUUCUUUGUCCAUGUGUUUUCUGUUAUGGAGUCCUCUGUCUUGCUGGCUAUGGCCUUUGAUCGGGCACUGGCCAUCUGCCGCCCACUUCACUACCCAGCAAUCCUCACCAAUGACAUUGUCAGCAGGAUCAGUGUGGCCAUUGCUUUCAGAUGUCUGGGUGUCCACCUGCCACUACCUUUUCUCCUGGCCCACAUGCCAUACUGCCACCCACAGAUUCUGACUCAUUCUUAUUGCCUGCAUCCAGAUAUGGCCCGUCUCGCUUGCCCAGGAGCUUGGGGUACAUUCUACAGCCUCGGGGUGGUCUUGUCCGCUAUGGCAUUAGACCCCCUGCUGAUUUUCAUCUCCUACGGCCUGAUUGGCAGGGUGCUGCACAGUGUGGCAUCCAGUGAGGAUCGCCGGAAGGCUGUGCAGACCUGUGCUGCUCACCUCUCUGCUGUGCUCCUCUUCUACAUCCCUAUGAUUCUCCUGGCCCUUGUCAACUGGCUCGAGCUGCCGCUCCCUCCGCCUGCACGCACGCUUCUCUCCUAUGUCCACUUCCUGCUCCCCUCACUGAUGAAUCCUGUUCUCUACAGUGUUAAGACGAAGGAGAUUAGAGAGAAAAUACUCAAGCGGCUGCAUCGCAGGAGGGUGGGCUGUGCUCAGUGA
Messenger RNA from Cavia porcellus (domestic guinea pig), 972 nucleotides. RefSeq names its product olfactory receptor 51S1-like. The transcript has a single exon. Gene Ontology annotation, biological process: G protein-coupled receptor signaling pathway. The record is from RefSeq and is a predicted model, not a curated record. Bases 1 to 972 code for a protein of 323 amino acids. Lineage: Eukaryota; Metazoa; Chordata; Mammalia; Rodentia; Caviidae. Gene Ontology annotation, cellular component: plasma membrane. Gene Ontology annotation, molecular function: olfactory receptor activity; G protein-coupled receptor activity.